AUGGCGGCUCCCGUCCGGGCCCUCCCGCUCCCGUCGCCCGUCGCGUACCCCCGCAUGUCCUUGCGGGGCCGAAGCAGCUGCAGCCGGCGCCGCGCCCCCGGAGUUCGCGCGGCGGCGGCGGCGGCGGAGGGUGCUUCGCGGGCGACGGAGCCCGUGGAGGUGGUCGGCGUAGGCAGCCGGAAGGACGCCGUCAUCGACUUCUGCCUGGGCUCACGCACGCUGUCCUCCACCCCCAUCCGCUUCUGGACAGUACAUGUGAUUGAUAAUUCUAAAGUUCAGUUAAUACAAAAAGGUCAUGGAACUGAUGCAGUGUUCAGAGACUUGGAACCUCCCUUAUUUCUUCGUCUGUGCCCACCUGCGGUUAUUCUUGUUUCUAGUGUGGGACAAGAUGCUGAUCAUAUUACUGCAAUGGAGCUUCUUAGCGCUGUCAAAUCUGCUGGUAAUCUGGCUGCAUCAAUAUUUUUGAAGCCCUUCUGCUUUGAGGGACAAAGAAGGCAAGUAGAGGCAGCUGAUUUGAUUGGCAAACUUCAAACGUGCUCAAACUUUCAUAUUGUUAUUGAAGCUGAUUCAUUGCUUGAGACGGAAGUGGAAACUCUUGCUGAAGCUUUGGAAAGUGCCAAUAAUGCUGUCCUGUCAAUUAUUAGCAUGAUAUCUAUCAUGAUGUCUGGUUACAAUAAAAUGUUCUGGAGUUCCCUUAAUGCACAAAUUAAGGAAGUCGGUCCUGAGGAAGUAGCCAAGCUACUCAGAAGCUAUGGGGAAGCUAGAGUUGGCUUUGGUGCUGGUUAUAACAUCCAGUCAGCAAUUAAGCAGGCUGUCUUCCACUGUCCAUUUCUUCGUGGUGGCAUAAAGGACUUGAACAAUGUGGUUUUCCUCUCCCUUACAACUGCUCGGGUGUUGUCUGAAAAUGACAUGAUCUCCAUUUUGCACAUCUUUCGUCGAGUUACUGGGUUCACCAAAGAUAUUAUAUUUUCGAGAAAUUCUGAACCUGAUAUAGAGCCAAAACUGAUAGUAGUUUCUCUUCUAACUAUCCGAAACCCCUAUGAUGAAAGUGUUUCCACAGUACAAGAGGGCUUUCUUUCAAAUUUGGCCUUGUAUUUUCCUUUUAUAUCCUCUCUUAUGGGAGGAGAUAUCCCUGAGCAGAAACAAAUUAGGUCGAAGCAUUCCUUUAAUCAACUGCCUGACAACAGAUCUAAUUCUGUAGAACAAGACAAAUUCUCACAACUUGCUAAUUGGUCAUCUGAUGCUACUGUUUCCAAAUUAUUUCCUGAAGAAUUUGAGGAUUUGGAAUCUGUGAGAGAGAGUAAUGACAGGAAUGAGAGAAUAAAGCCAGAAUCUCUGGAAGGUAAUUUGACAGUUACUGGAGAAAUGAGCAAAGAUGAUAACAUAGAGCAUUUAGUUUCACAGCAGGAACAUCGUUUCUUGAGUAACUCCCCUGGUUUUGAUAUUGCACAAUUGUGGGCUAAACAGCGUGCGAUGGCAAGUGGAAGCAGUAAAAAUGAUAAGCUUGAUAUCGUCGCUCUUCCUGUUGGUGUAAAACUUAGCAAAGUUCAGUCUGAUCAUUCUCCAAAUACGCAGCCUGAAACUCUUGGUGCUGACACAACUGUUGCUACUGGACAUGCUGCCUUUGGAGUUUCAUUUUCUGAUGUUCGUUUGGAGAAAGUAAUGGACGUGUGUAGUUCUGCGGUCACAUUUCUGAGGAAUAGAAUGGAUAGGUCUCGAAAGCGUGGCUCAAACUCAAUAUCCAGCCGGGCUGCCCUGAUGCUCGAUGCAGAAAGAGAACCAGAAAAGACAUGGAGCCCCAUAGUUGAAAUACAUUAUGGAGGGGGAACUUAUAGAGGUAGAUGCCAAGAAGGUGUCCCUGAAGGAAAGGGGCGUCUAACCUUCAGUGAUGGAAGCUUUUAUGAUGGACUCUGGAGGUAUGGUAAGAGAUCUGGUUUGGGGACUCUAUUUCACAGUAACGGUGAUGUAUAUCAUGGGACAUGGAGGGAUGACCUUAUUCAUGGAAAGCUUAGGAGCUCAAGUGCUACCCGCCUUCUUGAUCUGGACGGUAUGAGCAUCUACCAUAUUCAUUUCAUCCACUGCCUUGCUGUUCCAAAAUCUGACGACGCGGCUGAUGACGCCGGAGCGGAGGAGGGCAAUCUGGGCAAUAUACGUGUGGUGCAGGAGAACGGACGAGCUCGUCGACGGGCCCAACGCGUCCCACAUCUCGGCGGUGGCGCUGGACCGGUGGGAGUCGCGGCUGGAGGACAUCUUCGCCGGGCGCCCGUACGACAUGCUCGACGUCGCCCUGUCCGACACCGUCGCCAACUUCCCCGUCGACAUCCAGCCGUUCAGGGACAUGAUCGAGGGGAUGCGCAUGGACCUGAAGAAGUCCCGGUACCGGAGCUUCGACGAGCUGUACCUCUACUGCUACUACGUGGCCGGCACCGUGGGGCUGAUGAGCGUCCCGGUGAUGGGCAUCUCGCCGGACUCCAGGGCGGCCACCGAGACGGUCUACAAGGGGGCGCUGGCGCUGGGCCUGGCCAACCAGCUGACCAACAUCCUCCGGGACGUCGGCGAGGACUACGUCAUCACUGUCCGUCCGAUAUGAAUAUGAUGUCAGCGUCCGUCCUCGCCCAUAUAUACAUACAUACACUGUGUACUUACACAUGCCAUGCGUGUGCUUCACGUGUGCCAACAAAUAACAGCGCCAGAAGGGGACGGAUCUAUCUCCCGCAGGACGAGCUGGAGAUGGCGGGGCUCUCCGACGCUGACAUCUUGGACGGCCGCGUCACCGACGAGUGGAGGAGCUUCAUGAGGGGCCAGAUCACCAGGACCAGAGCCUUCUUCAGGCAGGCUGAGGAAGGCGCCACCGAGCUCGAUCAGGAGAGCAGAUGGCCGGUGUGGGCUUCUCUGCUCCUGUACCGGCAGAUCCUCGACGAGAUCGAGGCCAACGACUACAACAACUUCACCAGGAGGGCCUACGUUCCAAAGACGAAGAAGCUGAUGGCGCUGCCCAAGGCGUACCUGAGAUCACUGGUGCCCCCUCUUCUUCUCAGGCUGAGAGACAGAGACACUACUCCAGCCUAA
Molecule: messenger RNA, 3069 nt
Organism: Miscanthus lutarioriparius
Lineage: Eukaryota; Viridiplantae; Streptophyta; Magnoliopsida; Poales; Poaceae
Source: the annotation of a GenBank genome assembly